Zingiber officinale is the source of this 1963-nucleotide messenger RNA. RefSeq names its product short-chain dehydrogenase TIC 32 B, chloroplastic-like. NCBI's taxonomy places the organism in Eukaryota, Viridiplantae, Streptophyta, Magnoliopsida, Zingiberales, Zingiberaceae. The coding region runs from base 1236 to 1958 and encodes 240 amino acids. The record is from RefSeq and is a predicted model, not a curated record. The transcript is spliced from 5 exons.
CCUUAGUCUUCGGGAACCCUAGCCUACGGUGUCUUUCUCCUCUCCUCAUCACGCGAUCUCUUCACGUUCCCUCUCCUCACAAAAUCUCCUCUUCCCGAUCUCCUCACACAAUCUCCUCCACUCACACGUUUUUGCCUUCCACCCCUUUGCACGAACCCCUCUCCUCAAAACUCCUCUCUGCCUAAACCUCUCUCGCUGAACAUCUCCGACGAACCCCUCUCCUGGAACUUCUUCUUCGAACUCCUCUCAGACUAACCCUCUCGUGGCUCAUCCUUUGCUCUUGUCGACUCGUCUCUCACUCUCUUGGCGGUUUCCUCGGCGAUCAAGCGAGAGGCGGCAUGGGAUUCUUUAGGAGCCUCACUCGACUACCCGACCCAACUGGGUUCGGCUUCAGUUCCACAUCCAAGCAGGUCACUGAGGGCAUCGACGCUUCCAAGCAGACCGUCAUCGUCACCGAUCUGAUUUGUUUCCGACUUGAUUUUGGUGCCUAAUUCAUUCAAACUCCCACUCUUUCCUCGCUGCUCGUUUGGUGAUGGCUCCUUUUUAUAUUGAAAAAACUUUUAAAAUGUUAAUUCUUAUUUUAAUUUACUAAUGUUGUUUGCUGAUCGCUAUACUAAUAUUAUGUCAAGGAAUGAGAAUCUCUCUUCUAGAUUUUGCUAAUUACCUACACCAAAAUUCUGCAUUCUUGCAUUCAUUUCAAAUUGCUCGAAGACGGCAAAGAGAUCCAUCUCCAGAUCAUCAGUCACAGGUAUUUCGCUGGAAACUAUUCUCUUCUCGAAAAGAUUGUUCAGAUGUACAUAUCAUGCGGCGAGAUUGAGUCUGCCCGUCUCGCGUUUGACGAGUUACUGCAACCAAGUGUCUUCCUGUGGAACGCCAUGAUCAGGGCUUAUGCUUGGAAUGGGCCCUUUGGUCAUGCCGUUGAGCUAUACCAGAGAAUGCUCGAUAUAGGAAUCGAGCCAAACAAGUUCACAUUUCCGUUUGUCUUGAAGGCUUGUUCAGCUCUGGAGGCGCUUGCGGAUGGAAUUCUGAUACACGAGCAUGCCAAGAAGGUAGGGCUGGAACUGGAUGUGUUUGUGUCUACUGCUUUGCUCGACAUGUAUUUGAAAUGUGGCUGCUUAGAGGAUGCACACGAGGUGUUAUGCAAAAUGCCCCAAAAAGAUGUUGCAUGGAACGCUUAGGUCUCUGGUUAUGCACUGAAUGGGAGGUACCAAGAAGGAGUUCAUUGUCUUCUUCAAAUGCAACGGAUAGGAAACAUACCGAACCCUUCCACAAUAGUGGCCCUCCUACCUAUCGUCGGCCAAGCGAAGGCCCUGAUACAAGGAAAAAGUAUCCAUGCAGUCUGUAUCAGAAGACGCAUCGAUAAAGGCGAUGUUCUGGUUAAUACUGCAUUACUGGACAUGUAUGGAAAAUUCGAGUGCUUGGUUCGUGCUCGUAGAAUAUCUGACAGCAUGAGCUUCAGGAACGAGGUGACAUGGAGUGCGAUGAUCGGAUGCUACACUCUGUGUGGCAGGAUGGCGGAGGCAUUGCAAAUUUUCAGAAGUAGUGGGAUUGGAGCUGAAACUGCAAGGGUUAUGGCCCUCAGAGGAGCACAUGUCAUCAUUGGAGCAAGGAACAUGGAAGCUGCCAAUGUGGUAAAGGAGAAUAUCCAACAGAGUAUUCCAUCUGCCAAAGUUGAUGUCUCAGAGCUUGAACUUAGCUCACAAAAGUCUGCCCGAGCCUUCGCAGACAGAUUCAUUGAAAGGAAUCUACCCCUCAACGUCUUGAUAAACAAUGCUGGCGUGAUGAACUGUCCUUAUAAACUCUCAGAAGAUGGUAUAGAGAUGCAAUUUGCUACAAAUCAUCUGGGUCACUUUUUGUUGAUAAAUCUUCUACUUGAGAAAAUGAAAAAUACAGCAAAGGAGUCAGGAAUCGAAGGGCGUAUUGUGAAUCUAUCAUCUGUAGCUCACAUUGGGAUUUGAAAAUG